Messenger RNA from Uranotaenia lowii, 774 nucleotides. RefSeq lists its product as uncharacterized. The transcript is spliced from 2 exons. The record is from RefSeq and is a predicted model, not a curated record. Lineage: Eukaryota; Metazoa; Arthropoda; Insecta; Diptera; Culicidae. Gene Ontology annotation, biological process: proteolysis. Gene Ontology annotation, molecular function: aspartic-type endopeptidase activity. The coding region runs from base 1 to 774 and encodes 257 amino acids.
AUGCGAUGCGAUGUUUUCAACGAAGAAGAUGGGGAUUGUUCUGGAACAAAAGCCGAACAAAGUGAAGUGGACAAAAGUUCCGUGAGCUUCCUGAUCGACACCGGCGCAGACAUUUCGGUAAUUCCACCCACGCCACGUGAGCUUAUGAAUCCGAAAAAAACGGACCAGUUGUUUGCUGCAAAUGGAAGUGCCAUCAACACCUAUGGAACCAAACGCCUAAACAUCAACAUCGGACUACGUAGGCCAUUCGUGUGGGUGUUUACGAUUGCGGAUGUAAAAUCCCCUAUAAUUGGUGCCGAUUUUCUGAAACACCACGACCUUCUGGUAGACCUGCACCGCAGCAAACUAAUCGAAAACCAAAUCAAUUUGGAAAUCAACAAUAUGAACGUUGUUUCUGAGCCGCUGAUCACCACAUACGAUGUGAACUCGCCUUUCGCCGAUAUUUUACGAAAAUUUCAAGACAUCACCAUGCUAAGCAUCAACCGACGGCCAACGAAGGCGCAAACCGUCCACCAGAUUUUCACUAAUGGUCAAUCCGUCUUCUGUCGCUUUCGUUGUCUCCCAGUGGACAAGCUGAAAGAGGCCAAAGCUGAGCUCAGGUUUUUAAUGGAGCAGGGAAUUUUCCAGCCAUCGAAAAUGAUACGAUUUUACUCCGUUGAAGGUUGGAUUCAGAUUGAUUUUUUAUUGUUCGAUAAGUUCUUGACAAGGUUCCUACUGGAGACGCCUGAAGCACCGUUCUAUGUAAAAGCCAUGUACACGAUCACCAAUCCGUGA